Molecule: messenger RNA, 1166 nt
Organism: Ricinus communis (castor bean)
Lineage: Eukaryota; Viridiplantae; Streptophyta; Magnoliopsida; Malpighiales; Euphorbiaceae
Product: glucose and ribitol dehydrogenase homolog 2
Exons: 4
Coding region: 114-1001 (295 amino acids)
Molecular function (GO): oxidoreductase activity
Source: RefSeq, a predicted model, not a curated record
UCAUUAACAAAACAUCAUUUAUCAUCUGUGUUUCUUUUAAUUAUUGCUUUCUUCCCAGCAUAGUUCAGGUGAUCAGAAGCCAGUGUUAUUUAAUUUGCUGAUUCUCGCAAAAAAUGGCAUGCCAUAACCGCAGGGAGUACUUUCCACCACAGACUCAGGACCAGCAGCCUGGUAAACAAUAUGUCAUGCACCCACUUCCACACUCCAUAAAUCCUGAUUACAAGCCUUCCAACAAGCUCCAUGGAAAGGUAGCUCUGGUGACAGGAGGAGACUCCGGUAUAGGAAGAGCUGUAUGCUACUACUUUUCAUUAGAGGGUGCAACUGUGGCCUUUACAUAUGUGAAAGGUAUAGAGGAUAAGGACAAGGAUGACGCCCUGGAGAUGGUUCGGAGGGUUAAGGUAAAGGAUGCAAAAGACCCUAUUGCUAUAGCUACUGAUAUUAGAUAUGAAGAGAAUUGCAAGAAGGUUGUUGAUGAAGUUGUGAAUGGAUAUGGGCGGAUCGAUGUUCUUGUAAACAAUGCUGCUUUGGAGCACUAUACUUGUUCUAUUGAAGAAAUUACUGAGGCUGAUCUUGAGAGUUUGUUUAGAACCAACAUAUUUUCUCAGUUCUUCCUCGUCAGGCAUGCUUUAAAGCACAUGAAAGAAGGAAGCAGUAUCAUCAACACGACAUCUGUCUUAGCCUAUACAGGCGACCCUAACUUGCUGGAUUAUUGCUCUACUAAAGGAGCGAUUUUAAGCUUUACGAGAGGUCUAUCAACGCAGCUUAUAGGGAAAGGAAUUCGUGUCAAUGGUGUAGCACCAGGUCCUAUAUGGACGCCACUGCAACCGGCAUCUUUGCCUGCUGAGGAGGUUGCUAUCUUAGGGAGCGACACGCCAAUGGACAGAGCAGGACAGCCUUAUGAGGUUGCACCUGCAUAUGUUUUCUUGGCAUCCAAUGAAUGUUCCUCCUACAUCACUGGCCAGGUUAUACAUCCUAACGGUGGUAUGAUCAUCAACGCUUAAGUUGGCCUGCUCAAUGGGUGCUUCUGAACUAUUUUCUUUUCUUGUAUUUGUUUUGCUAGUGCAAAAUGUAUACCUAUAAGUUUGUACUGGUUGAUAAAUAAGAGGUAAUGAGUUCAGUAACUCAUUUCACUGAAUAAUAAUACAAUGACUAGUUUAUAAAUUUUA